ACGCGACUUUUCCAUUUAUUUCUAAAAGUGAAUUUUCCAAUUAUCAAACGCGUCUUGAAUUCUGAAAUAAUCUUUCAAAAAUAAGAUUCGAUUCGUUAAUGGGAUUAAAAUUUGUAAUUUUUUUACUUCCGAAAAUACGCGCCAAAAUACGGAAAGAUGGAGGGGAGGUGGUCAUGGGAAAUGUCGGCCAUUUUGUUCACGUCACACUCUGUACAAAGUUCUCUGCGCCGCUGUGUGUGUGGAGAAAUUUUCUCCGUAUUUUUGAGCUAUAAUCGUGAAAAUCGUAAUAAUUUCUUUAUUUUCGAUGUUCCGUUGAUAAAAUUAGUGGUAAAUUUAGUAUUCCGGGGGAUAAAUUAAUCAAGUAGAAGAAAAUAUUUGCGAGUCGUCUUCCCCACGCAGCGUGCGUGAUUGUCGAUUUUAGUUUCUUCAGUAAAGUAGAAUCAUCGAAAAUAUUGCCAGAAAUCGGGUUUCAUUUGUAUAAAUAUCGAUAAAUAUACAAGAUGUGAGUAAUAUUUUACAAUAAUAGUCGGAAAAAUUUCAAUCGAUUUUUGCUCGUGGCACCCUAACCUCAAAGUCGUACAUUGUUGCGAAUUGCGAUUGUUGCGAAAAUUAUCGAUAAAUUCAGUGUUUGUGUUGCAAAAGUCGCGAGUGUUCUCAUAAUCAAAUAAAUAUUUGUGAGUGAAAUUAUUAUUUGAAGAAAUAAGUGAAUGGGAAUAUACUUAGUGCAAGAAUUUAUCUUCAGCGCCUGGGAAUUGGAUUACUACUAAAUCAAUUAUCGGAUAAACAUCAAGGAGAAAAUAACCUGAUUAAAUAAUUGGUAAACAAAAUGAAGCAACCAAAGAACGUUUUAAUCUCAUACGUUUCCUCUUUUGAUGACGAGAAAAAAAAAGAAAUUUUUGGAUAUUCUGGUAUAAUGAUCUCAAAACACUGGGUAAUUACCCAUGGAUCAUUAAUUAAUCCACUAAUGAAAAAGAAUACAGAAAUUGAAAAUUUACUGACAAAUUUAAAACCGGGGGAAUUUUUUAAAAUCCCUGACAAAUUACAGAAAGAAAUGAAAUUUCGAAUUUUAUGGGAAACAUCAAAAAAUGAUAAUGAUGAAGUAGAAAUGGAGGAAAAUAAAGGUAGUGUAAUGAUUGUUUGGAAAUGUCCACUCUUGAAGGAAACAUUUGACAGUCUCUUUGCCUCUUGGAAAUUUAAUAAACUAAUGGAUAGACGUGAUGGAUUAUUAUUGAUGCCAGUGUUUUUGAUGAUAAAUCUUGGGAGUGAAUUUUACCACGAUUGUUCAAUAAUAUUGGCAAGAGAGGCUCUAAAUCGUUUUGUACAACAGGAUCUCGCUUAUCCAGUGAGAGGAUCGAUUGCAGAAAUUGAGUCAACGCCAUUUGGUAAUCCGGUUUUUAUCGAUUCGAUUGCACGUGGCGUUAUUAGUAAUAUUGUUGGCUAUCAAAAUUGUGUUGCAUUGUCUGACGCUAAUUCGGUACCAGGUUGCGAAGGCGGUCCAGUUUACGUCAUUGACGACAGAAAACAGAGACGAAUUUGCGGAAUGGUGAUAGCUCCGUUAAGUUGGUGUCGAGGCGAAUGGGUCGAUUACACAUUAAUAGCAAAUUUAAAAGUGUGCUUGAGCCGAGGUGUCCCUCAACAGCAAUUUUGUCAAUUAUUAAAAAAUCGACGAUGCCUUGACGAUGUAAACUUGAGAAGUGAUAAUUGUCAAUUAGCUGAUUUAUUAGACAGAUGUGUGGUACCAGUUCAAUGUGGUUCAUCAUGGGGUACUGGAAUUCUCAUUGAGAAAAAAUCUGGUACAAUAUUGACGUGUUCUCAUGUCGUGAGAGAGGCGCCAGUUAGCGACAUCAAGGUUAUGCUUAAUAGGGAUGAAAACAAGAAAAAGAAGCCGACGACAACGACGACGAAGAAGAAGAAUAAGAAGGAGCAUGUCUCGCCCACGAGGGCAGAAUUGGUUUACAGGACACCCGAUAAUAAGCCAUAUGACGUCGCCGUACUGAGGGUCAAUCCAGAGGAAAUGGACCCCUCGCUGGGGUCUAUAUAUAUUCAGGGCACUUUUGUAUCUCGAGGGGAUGUAGUGGCGACAGCCGGAUUUCCAUUUUUCUCAUCGAGUUUGCCAACGAUAAGCAAAGGAAAUGUGUCAAGAUCCUUGCCAUGCAUGUUGCAGACCACCUGUUGCGUUCAAAGUGGAACUAGUGGUGGUCCAAUUGUUUGCUGGCCGAGUGGAGAGAUGCUGGGGAUGAUCGUGUGUAACGCAAUUUCAUCAAGCAACUCGGAACUUUACCCACGACUCAAUAUGGCAAUUCCAGCUUCGGUCUUGAAAGCACCACUUGAACAAUAUCUUCAAACGAAUGAUGCCAAAGUCCUCGAAGCUCUCGCCAGUCAAGAUGCAGUCGUGCAUCAAACGUGGGAUUUACAUCUGAUUCCUCGAUCAAAAAUGUGAAUCACGCUCAUCGCACAACUUCUUCGUUUUGUUGUAUAUAAAUUUUCAUAAUAUCGUCACCGUACGUCUGUAUAUAAUUAAUAGAGAUUUUUCUUCACUUAGGAAUUAGAAAAAUUUCUUCUUUUAAUAACUAAUUAGUUUGUCUCUUAAUUUCUAAAAUGAAUUUGUUCAAUCAUUUGUGAUUAUUUUUCUAUUGUUUUUAUAGAAAUACUGAUUUUUAAUCUGGAAUCAGAAGAGAAAGUAUUAUAAAGAAAUUUUAGUAUUAAGAGGGAAAAAUUAAUAUC
This is a messenger RNA of Leptopilina heterotoma, 2724 nucleotides long. Its product is annotated as peroxisomal leader peptide-processing protease-like. Gene Ontology annotation, cellular component: peroxisome. The record is from RefSeq and is a predicted model, not a curated record. Gene Ontology annotation, biological process: protein processing; regulation of fatty acid beta-oxidation. NCBI's taxonomy places the organism in Eukaryota, Metazoa, Arthropoda, Insecta, Hymenoptera, Figitidae. Gene Ontology annotation, molecular function: serine-type endopeptidase activity. Bases 827 to 2440 code for a protein of 537 amino acids. The transcript is spliced from 7 exons.